GUAUGCAUUGUAAGAAGGCUCUAUGUGCUAGCUCAAGGAAUAAUGGGACUUCAACAAUGAAAAAGCACAUAAGAAUCUGUAAAUUGAAUCCUAAAAGCUUGAAAAAUCAGAAACUACUUGGUUUGGGUAGAUUUUAUAGUGCUGAUAAUGGUGAUGGGCAUGGUGCCACUAAACUUACCACUUGGAAAUUUGAUCUUAAUGCUAUGAAAAGGGCUUUAGUUGAAAUGAUAAUCAUUGAUGAGUAUCCCUUUAGCAUUGUAGAAAGGGUUUCCUUAACCAUUGAUACUUGGACCUCACAACAAAGAAUCUCAUUUAUGAGCUUGACUGCUCAUUACAUUGAUGAGAAUUGGAAAUUGCAUACGAAGAUACUUAAUUUUUGUCCUGUCGACUCUCAUAAAGGAAAAGAUUUGGGUGAUUUAAUUAAGUUGUGUUUAAUGGAUUGGGGAAUUGAUCUAGUGUAUGCCAUGACUAUUGAUAAUGCCUCUGCCAAUGAUGGUGUUGUGAGAGUGGUUAGAGAUGCCAUAAAUAAGUGGGGGACUAGUAUCUUAGGAAGGGAUGAGUUGUAUAUGAGGUGUGCAGCCCAUAUAAUUAAUGUGGUUGUGCAAGAUGGGGCCAAAAUAAUGAAUACUUCCAUCAAUUCAGUUAGAGCUGUUGUUAAGUUUAUUAGGCAAAGUCCUCAAAGGAUUCUAAGGUUCAAAGAAGCUGUUGUUAUUGAGAAAAUUGACAGCAACAAGCUAUUGAGCAUGGAGACACCAACCAAGUGGAAUUCUUUGCACUAAUGUUAGAGACUGCAGAGAAGUAUGAAAUGGCAUUUGAGAGGU
Molecule: messenger RNA, 821 nt
Organism: Rubroshorea leprosula
Lineage: Eukaryota; Viridiplantae; Streptophyta; Magnoliopsida; Malvales; Dipterocarpaceae
Source: the annotation of a GenBank genome assembly